Molecule: messenger RNA, 1741 nt
Organism: Nezara viridula (southern green stink bug)
Lineage: Eukaryota; Metazoa; Arthropoda; Insecta; Hemiptera; Pentatomidae
Source: the annotation of a GenBank genome assembly
UUAAAUUUUUAUAAAUGGAUAACAAUAUGUUUACUUUAAUUGCUACAGAGUAACUUUUUCAUUGAAUAAAAUAUAAGGGACAUUUUCGAGUUUAACAAAUUAAAGAAUUAACUAUAUACUUUAAUAAAAUGCUCAUAAGAAGACAGGGAUAUUUAAGUAUAUUCAUGAUAUUCAAGUAGUGAAUCGGUUCAUUCUUAUCACGAAGAUAAUUGUAUGCGCUUUGAAUACAUUAAAACGGUAGAAAAAGAUCCAGAAAAUAUAAUGUACAUCGAUAAAUCUAUACAAUUUUAUUUUAUUCUUGUUGUUUAAUAAAUAUGGAAUUUAAAAACCAACAAUUUGAUUGGAUUUUUAGAAAUCUAUUAUUAAACCGUCAUAUGGAAUAAAUAAAUGGCUUCAGUACAAGUUAAAAUUCAAUGAAAAAUGUAGUUUCUGCUCGUUUCGGCGUUUGCUCCCUAUUUUUCCAAGAAAGUAGCAGAGAAGAAUGGAAUAGACAUUAGUUCGUUAAGUGCUAUUUGAAGUUAUGGCACCAAAGAAAGGAAAAAAGAAUAAGAAGGAUAAAAAAGGAAAGGGAAAAGGAAAAAAAGGCAAAAAGAAGGGAGGAAAAACUGAAAAGGCGCCAGUAGUACGGAAAGGUCCGAAAAAUGGGGAAGCGCUAAUAUAUAAAUAUGCAUUUGAUAAUGAACUGAGUUUUUUGCAAGGAAUCGUAGAACUGGAGUUAACGAUGGAUACUUAUGUUUUAUUUAAAGUACCGCUACCACCGAAACCUCCCGAACCAGAGCCUCCUCCUAAAAAGCAGAAGCCGAAAGGAAAAGAGAAAAAGGGCAAAGGCAAAAAAGGAAAAGGUAAAAAAGGUAAAGGCAAGAAAGGAAAGAAGAAAGCUAAAAAAGACGGCAAUUACGAUGGUUCAGACGAAAGUGAAAGUUCCGAUGAAAGUGAAAACUCGGAGGAAAGCAAUGUUAUGGAUAAAAAUAAUGGGAAAGGUACAAGGGAGAAAAUUCAACAAAAAGUGAAAAAUUACUCUGUUACUAAGGAAGGUGAUGACACUGAUGAACGGGAUAGCUCUGACGAAAGUGACUGUUCCGAUGAGAGUGACAGUUCCGACCUAAGCGACAGCACAGAUGAAAAUGAUGGUACUGAUACAAAUGAUGCAAGUGAUGGAAAAAAGGGGAAAAAAGGUAAGAAAGGAAAAAAAGGAAAGAAAGGGAAAAAAGGCAAGAAAGGAAAAAAGGAAAAUAAAAAGAAGCCUCCGAAAGAAGAGAUAUUAACUGCAGAGGAUCCUGUAGACUAUUUGCUAACGCGAAGUCUGGCAAUGAUGCAGAUGGAACCCCAUUCCAAAAACAUAAAUUACCUUACAGUAGAUGUGCACAAUAUCGAAAUAUUUAAUGGAACACCUUUCGCACUCAAUACUUUACCCACUUUCUUGAAAUGGGGAGAGGUAUACAGGCUUGAAGGGGAAAAGGAAUGCACCAACCUGGUCAUGUUUGGUUUGUUGAUGGAUAUCAAAAACAAAUUCCUCACUAGCGACCAUUUAUUGGUAGGAUUCAGACCACCACCACCCGAAUUAAAACCGCCUGUUCCUCCGAAGAAGGCAGGUGGCAAGAAGAAGGGCAAAGGGAAGAAAAAGGGGAAAAAAGGAAAGGGAAAAGGCAAAGGAAAAGGAAAGGGAAAAGGCAAAGGAAAAGGAAAGGGAAAAGGAAAAAAGAAAUGAGCAGAAUCAAAUAAAAAAAUAUUUAUUUUAAAU